AGCUUGCUCACUGCAGACUCGCUGACGUCACCGCAGUGGUCAGCAGGCCGUGUUAGCUGAGCUGGGAGGGUCUUGGUUAUUCCACACAGAACACAGGCGUCGUCAGUGAACCAGCGCUUUACUGGAAAUACAAAUCAAAAUGAAUAUGAUAUAAAAUAGAGAACGGGGACAGGGAAAGCGUUUUAUGUAUUUCUUUUGUUGUCCAUGUUUUGGUUGCAUGGUUGGGCGGCAGGUGCAUUACAGCCGGGGGCAGAUUUCAUUGUUUUUUUUACAAUUUUUUUAACAAAAUCGACAUUAAAAUGGACAGACGCAGACAGAUUAGAAUGCUUACUGCUUUAGAUUAAAUUGAGUUUUGUUUGGGUUAAGACGGUACCGGUGGCAACGGGAAGCAUCUUGCAAAAACAACGAAGGCAGCAUCCUGGCUAAGGAUUGCUGGGAAUGCUGUCGCACCCCCUGCGUUCAAUCUAUUAUAUUACUGAAUAUACGAAAUAAAUGCACGUAGCUUUAAGAAUUCUGAGAUUUUGUACAGGAAAAUCGUUGCCUCGUAAUUAUUCGAGCAAAAUUACAUAUUUAAUCGAACUGCAAUUGAUUACAAAAUUGUAUACUAAAUAAUUUUAAAACAAAAGAAACAAAAUAUUCCUAAUUCGUGUGGAAACAUUUUUCUUCGCUGCCCACGGAGUCCUAGCUAGCCCACGGAUUGUCUCCGCCUGUGCUGUGUUGCUGCAGGAGAUCAGCGCCACAAAGACUGGCAAGAUGAUGGAGAUUCAGAUAGACGAGGCGGUGUACCAGGAUGAAUACGGCUCUGUAUCGGUGAUGUCGGAGCGAGUGUCGGGCCUGGCGAACAGCAUCUACCGCGAGUUCGAGCGGCUGAUCUGUUGCUAUGACGAGGAGGUGGUGAAGGAGCUCAUGCCGCUGGUGGUGAACGUGCUCGAGAACCUGGACUCGGUGCUGACAGAGAACCAGGAGCACGAGGUGGAGCUCGAGCUGCUGAAGGAGGAUAACGAGCAGCUCCUCACACAGUACGAGAGGGAGAAGGCGCUGCGCAAGCAAGCUGAGGAGAAGUUCAUUGAGUUCGAGGAUGCCCUGGAGGGGGAGAAGAAGGACUUGCAGACCCAGGUGGAGGUGCUGGAGCUGCAGACCAGGCAGCUGGAACUCAAGACCAGGAACUAUGCUGACCAGAUGACCCGUCUGGAGGAGCGCGAGUCUGAGAUGAAGAAAGAUUACAACACCCUCCACCAGAGACACACUGAGAUGAUCCAGACUUAUAUGGAACACAUUGAAAGGUCCAAGAUGCAGGUUGGAACUAACAGCCAGAAUGACAGAGUUGCCAGCGGAAGAACUCAGCGCCACAAGUGGAGGAUAAGCAGAACGGAGCGACCUCCAUCACUCAGCCUGUUCCCCAGCGCAGAGGGCAUGGAUGAUGAGUCUGAAUCGGGCCAGUCAUCUGCAGCCGCUACUCCCAGCACAACCGGAACCAAAUCCAACACACCCACUUCUUCUGUGCCCUCUGCCGCUGUCACACCCAUCGAGACCCCGGCCUUCCAGCCAAUCAAUGGCUUUGACAUUGCUCGGAACAACAAGGAAGAGGGAGGAGCCAAGAGGCAGAGCAGGAACAUGGAGGUGCAAGUCUUUCCAGAUACCAAGAACGUUGGCAUAGGCGUUGGAUGUGUUGUUGGUGUCUCAGGGAUGGGCAGCAGUGACGAAUGGUCUGAUGUUCAGGAUAUCAUCGAUUCCACCCCAGAGCUCGACAUGGCCCCGGACCCCCGGCUCCAUCGCACUGGAAACAGCCCUACACAGGGGAUUGUAAACCAGGCUUUCGGUAUCAACACAGACUCGCUGUACCAUGAGAUCUUCACUGCCGGCUCAGAGGUUAUAGGGGAUGUGGAUGAGGGGGCCGACCUGCUUGGGGAGUUUUCAGUGCACGAUGAUUUUUUCGGGAUGGGGAAAGAAGUGGAGAACCUUCUGAUAGAGAACACACAGCUUCUGGAGACCAAGAAUGCCCUGAACAUUGUGAAGAAUGACUUGAUCGCCAAGGUGGAUGAGCUGUCGAGUGAGCAGGAGGUUCUGCGAGGGGAGCUGGAGGCAGUGAGACAGACCAAGAGCAAGGUGGAGGGCAGGAUCAAGGAGCUGGAGGAGGAGCUCCGACGUUGCUGUCAAGACAUCAUAAGGGUGAAGGCAGAAGCUCUGGGUGCUCUGCAGGAGUCCAAGGACGAGGGCGUGGAAGAUUACUCUUCCCCACUGCAGGAUGAUGUGUCCAUGACCCAGCGGCGGCGCUUCACUCGGAUAGAGAUGGCUCGUGUGCUCAUGGAGAGGAACCAGUACAAGGAGAGGCUGAUGGAGUUGCAGGAGGCUGUGCGAUGGACUGAGAUGAUCAGGGCCUCUCGUGAAAACCCCCAAAUGCAAGAGAAGAAAAAGUCUACCAUCUGGCAGUUUUUCGCCCGUCUCUUCAGCUCUUCCUCCAGCCCGCCCCCUGCCAAGCGGCCCUACACUGCGGUCAACAUCCACUACAAGUCCCCCACACCGUCCGGAUUCGCCCAGCGCCGCAACCACACCAUGUGCCAGAUCUCUACCGCGGGUCGCACGCUCCAGUUUUUCCCGGAAGAAUUGGGCAGUAAUGGUGUUGCGUCUCUCCUCAGCGACUGCGCGCUGUCGGCCCGGCGAGAGCAGCGGCGUGAGCAGUACCGCCAGGUCCGAGAGCACAUGCGCAGCGAUGACGGGCUCAUGCAGGCGUGCGGCUGGAGCCUGCCCCCGCGCUUCAAACAGACAGGCCCACCGGCAGAGCAUUCUCAGGAGGGGCCGCAGAAGAAACGGCAGCUGAGCCCCAACGGAGGUCAAGAGGACAACCGCAUGAAGAACGUGCCUGUGCCAGUGUACUGUCGCCCCCUGGUGGAGAAGGACCCGACCAGAAAGCUGUGGUGCGCUGCUGGAGUGGACUUGACAGGCUGGCGGCAUACUGAGGAGAGUGAGGUCAACGGGCUGAAGACAUCGUCCAGCAGCUCCGACCCACUGACCGGGGAGGGGGAGGGAGAGGAGAGCAGGAGCAACCACAGCUCUCCAGAGAAGAAGAAGCAGGUGAAGGAAGGUCCCGAGACAGAUGCCCUGUCCAGUCGGGUGUGGAUCCUCACCAGCACACACUCCGCCAGCAAGGUUGUGAUCAUUGAUGCCAACCAGCCCGGCUCACUGGUGGAUCAGUUCAACGUGUGCAAUGCCCAUGUGCUGUGCAUCUCCAGUGUGCCAGCGGCCAGCGACAGUGACUACCCGGCUGGGGAGAUCUUCCUGGACCCAGGUGAGGGCGGCUCAGAGGAGGCAGGUGGAGUGGAGGGUAUGCUGGCUGGGAUCACCUUGGUGGGCUGUGCCACCCGCUGCAGUGUCGUCCGCAGCAACUGCUCCUCACGCACUGACACACCCGUACUGGACAAGGGCCAGGCUCCGAUCAGCAGUGGCAAAAUCAACCCGUCCCAGUCUGCAGAGGAGGCUACUGAAGCCACAGAGGUGUCGGAGCCAACAGCCAGCGAGACAGUGCCGGUGUCAACACGGCCCGGUCCAUUCACAGAGCAUGUCUUCACUGACCCAGAGUCAGCCAGGCCAGAGGCCAGCGGGCAGGGCAGGGAGGCAGGGCAGCCCAAGGAGGAGUCUAGCACAGCGACAUCAAAAGAGCCAGAGGAGGCAGGGGAGGAGCCUGGCGCCGUUACAAGCUCUGCCCCCACCAUGUGGCUCGGGGCUCAGAAUGGCUGGCUCUAUGUUCACUCUGCUGUGUCCAAUUGGAAGAAAUGCCUGCACUCAAUCAAGCUGAAGGACUCUGUUCUCAGCCUGGUACACGUGAAGGGCCGUGUGCUGGUGGCAUUAGCAGAUGGGACACUGGCUAUCUUCCACAGAGCUGAAGUAGAUGGACAGUGGGAUCUUAGUAAUUACCACCUGAUGGACCUGGGCCGGCCUCACCACUCCAUCCGCUGCAUGGCCAUGGUCCACGACAGGGUGUGGUGCGGCUAUAAGAACAAGAUCCACGUCAUCCAGCCCAAGACCAUGCAGAUCGAGAAAUCGUUCGAUGCUCACCCGCGGCGGGAGAGCCAGGUCCGGCAACUGGCGUGGAUCGGGGACGGGGUGUGGGUGUCGAUUCGCCUGGACUCCACGCUGCGGCUUUACCAUGCUCUCACACACCAGCACCUGCAGGAUGUGGACAUUGAGCCCUACGUCAGCAAGAUGCUGGGUACUGGAAAGCUGGGCUUCUCAUUUGUGCGAAUCACAGCGCUGCUAAUCGCAGGGAACCUGCUGUGGGUAGGGACAGGGAACGGAGUGGUGAUCUCUAUCCCUCUCACUGAGACUGUAGUCCUACACCGGGGACAGCUCCUGGGUCUGAGGGCCAAUAAGACGUCCCCUUCGUCCCUGGAGGGCGCUCGGUCGGGAGGAGUGAUCCACGUGUACGCCGAUGACAGCACGGAGCGCACGGCCGGGAGCUUCAUACCUUACUGCUCCAUGGCCCAGGCGCAGCUCUGCUUCCACGGGCACAGGGAUGCUGUCAAGUUCUUCGUGUCAGUGCCAGGCAAUGUGCUGGCCACCCUGAAUGGAAGCGUUCUCGACAGCCCGACAGAAGUUCCUGGCUCCACAGCACCCCCUGAAGCCGACUCCCAGCGCCUGCACAACGUCCUGGUACUGAGUGGAGGAGAGGGCUACAUUGACUUCCGCAUUGGCGAUGGCGAGGAUGACGAGACAGAGGAGGGUUCCAGCGAGGCUCCACAGGUCAAAUCCACCCUGUCCAAGGCAGAGCGCAGCCAUAUCAUCGUCUGGCAGGUGUCCUAUGUGCCAGAGUGAGGACAGACAGACAGACAGACAGAAUUGCACCCCCUCCCCCAAAACAGCACCCUGCAUCCUACCACUGAAAAACAACAACACUGAGAAAUCUGCUUCCACUGGAACCUCCAUGUCCCCCGUCCAGCCCCCCCAUGCUUCUGGUCUACAGGGGAUUGCCACGAAACUUGUAACAAAGCUAAUGAAGUUAAAAGGAACUUACUAAAUCCAAUGACAAACAACAAGAAAGGUUUCCAGUCAAAAAGUUUGCCAUUGAAUUUAUUAUCACUUGCUAUGAAAUCUGCUUGAAAGAUGCAAAGAAAUCAGUCCACUGUAUUGAAUCCUGGAGGGAUUUGUGAUGCUGGUGCCAAUGUCUUUGUAUUGGUGGAAUUGACAGUCCAGUUUUGAGGCUGCUUCAUAGAGCAGUCUCUUUACCAAAUUUACUGUGGAGUGUCAAAAACGGUUAGAAAGUCGACCAAAUAAUUCCAGCAUAUUAUACCUAAUUUCCUUUGCUUUUUA
Polyodon spathula (Mississippi paddlefish) is the source of this 5304-nucleotide messenger RNA. It is a transcript of the gene mapk8ip3, whose product is annotated as mitogen-activated protein kinase 8 interacting protein 3. Lineage: Eukaryota; Metazoa; Chordata; Actinopteri; Acipenseriformes; Polyodontidae. The transcript is spliced from 35 exons. Gene Ontology annotation, cellular component: cytoplasm. Bases 754 to 4809 code for a protein of 1351 amino acids. The record is from RefSeq and is a predicted model, not a curated record. Gene Ontology annotation, molecular function: JUN kinase binding; kinesin binding; MAP kinase scaffold activity. Gene Ontology annotation, biological process: vesicle-mediated transport.